This is a messenger RNA of Antrostomus carolinensis (chuck-will's-widow), 1039 nucleotides long. It is a transcript of the gene YARS2, whose product is annotated as tyrosyl-tRNA synthetase 2. Bases 1 to 876 code for a protein of 291 amino acids. Gene Ontology annotation, cellular component: mitochondrion; cytosol. Gene Ontology annotation, molecular function: ATP binding; RNA binding; tyrosine-tRNA ligase activity. The transcript is spliced from 5 exons. Lineage: Eukaryota; Metazoa; Chordata; Aves; Caprimulgiformes; Caprimulgidae. The record is from RefSeq and is a predicted model, not a curated record. Gene Ontology annotation, biological process: tyrosyl-tRNA aminoacylation.
AUGGGUCCUUGUUUUAGUGAAACUAAAGCCCAAGAACUGAAAUCAGAUAUCCUGAAACAUGGGACAAAAUUGAGACAAGUUUUCUGCUGGCAAACUCGCUUUGGUGUAAUCCCACUGGAGUACCAGCAGGUGUGGUAUACUGGUAAAGAUGGUUGCAUUUCUUCUCUUAGAAAUAAAACAAAACAUGAUGAUGAUGAGCUUCUGCUGAUCCACCAAAUCUGGAUGACAGGAACAGAUGUGUUUGGAAUUACUGUACCUCUUAUUACCAGUACUACUGGAGAUAAACUGGGAAAGACUGCUGGCAAUGCAGUUUGGCUAAACAGGGAUAAAACUUCUCCAUUUGAGCUAUAUCAGUUUUUUGUCAGACAACAUGAUAACAUAGUUGAAAAGUACUUGAAACUCUUCACCUUCCUUCCUCUGGAGGAGAUUGACCACAUCAUGAAAAUGCAUGCUAGAGAACCUGAAAAAUGGGGCCCUCAGAAACGACUUGCAGCAGAAGUAACCAAGCUUGUUCAUGGUAGAGAGGGGCUAGAAUCUGCUAAGAGGUGUACUAAGGCCCUUUAUUACAGCAGUGUGGAGGCAUUGGAAGCUAUGUCUGACCAAGAGUUGCAGGAACUUUUUAGACAAGCUCCUUCAGCUGAAUUGAUGCUUGAACCUGGGAUGAACGUUGUCGACUUGUGUCGCAAGGCAAAUGCCAUUCCACCUGGACCUAGUGGGUACCAGAAAAUUACAGAUGGUGGAGUUUCAAUAAAUGGGAUUCGAGUAACUAAUCCCGAGACUGUUCUUAUUCUUGGACAGCAUAUUCUCAAGAAUGGAGUAUCAUUGCUUAGGAUUGGAAAGAAAAAUUACUACAUUAUAAAAUGGCUGCAGUUGUGACAAGAGAAUGUCUCCCUAAAACAACAUAUCAUUUAGACUCUGUUACUCAGAGAUGUCCUUGAAGAUGUUUUUAUACUGUGCAUUACUACGCAGCUCACAGACUGCCCAAUACCAUAGUUUCAUUCUCAAAAUAUACCCACAGAGUUCAAAUAAAGGCAGCUAA